Molecule: messenger RNA, 1986 nt
Organism: Malania oleifera
Lineage: Eukaryota; Viridiplantae; Streptophyta; Magnoliopsida; Santalales; Ximeniaceae
Exons: 13
Coding region: 278-1546 (422 amino acids)
Biological process (GO): ribosomal large subunit biogenesis
Cellular component (GO): nucleolus; preribosome, large subunit precursor
Molecular function (GO): protein binding
Source: RefSeq, a predicted model, not a curated record
UUGUUUUGAUAUGCAAACAUGCUAUCAGAAUCAAAUAAAAAGGUAUCCUAGCCAGGUCAGACAAGUUGCAAGUGAGGCGCAAGACGGAAGACUUUUGCCCUAGUCCUUGCCGCUCUGCACCGCCGGAGCAGCGACAGAGCAGAAGGGCAGCCGUAGCCAGUCCCGGAGGAAGAUUUCUUCUUCAGUUCGAGGUCAUUAGGAGAAAAGGAAAGAAGAGGAAGAAGCUAACGCUACUACCGUGCUGCUGUUGCUGGUAGUUUCUUCAGCUUAGAGGAAGAUGCCGCGCACCACCAAGGUGGAGUGCCCUGGUUGCCCUCCCAUCCGUGCUCUAACCUUCGAUGUGCUUGGCUUCAUUAAAGUAAUUGAAGCUCAUGAUAAGCAAGGAGGGAUUCCUAAAGUGGUUGAUAGGUGGGGUGAACCAAGCUCCUCAAAAUGUGUGCUUGCUGCUUCUAUCGAUGACCGUAAAUCUGACCCUUUAUUAGCUGUUGCAAGAAAAAGUGGUACGAUUGAGCUGCUUAGUCCUCUUAAUGGUGACCUCCGCACCUCAAUUUCCAGUGCUGGUGAUGCUGGUGUUCAACUUGAAGAUGACGCUAUAAGUGGACUGCAUCUAUUCAGAAAACAGAAAUUGGACCUAUCAUCCAGGUCAUGCACAUUGCUUACAUGUACAACAAAGGGAAUUGCAAGCAUGAGGUCCAUUGAAGUUCGCAAGUCAACCAGGGAUUCUUUAAGUACUGAGUCUUUGAAAACAUGGAAUGUUUGUAGUGGUGGUAAUAUUUUUUGUUCUAAAGUGGAUGCAAGCGAAAGUUAUGCCUUAUUUGGAGGGAAAAGUGUUGAGGUUAAUGUGUGGGAUCUUGAGCAAGGUUCUAAAAUCUGGACUGCAAAAUCACCUCCUAAAAAUAGCCUCGGUAUAUUCACUCCAACUUGGUUUACGUCUGCAACAUUCCUAAAUAAAGAUGAUCACCGUAAAUUUGUGGCUGGUACCAACAGCCAUCAGGUUCGGCUUUAUGAUAUUUCUGCCCAGAGAAGGCCUGUUAUAUCAUUUGAUUUCCGUGAGUCUCCUAUCAAAGCAGUUGCUGAAGAUCUUGAUGGCCAUACUAUAUAUGUAGGAAAUGGUGUUGGUGAUCUUGCUUCGUUUGACAUACGGACAGGGAAAUUGUUGGGAUGCUUUUUGGGAAAGUGUUCUGGAAGCAUCAGAUCCAUAGCCAGGCAUCCGGAACUCCCAGUGAUUGCCUCAUGUGGUUUUGAUAGUUAUGCACGCUUCUGGGAUGUGAAGACACGGCAACUUCUUUCCGCGGUUUUCUUAAAGCAGCAUCUGACAAAUGUUGUUUUCGAUUCGAAUUUUUCUGACAAAGAAGCUGCUGACAGUCUGGCGGAUCCAGCGCCAAAUGAAGCACAUGAUGUGAAUGAGAUGCUGGAUGGAGCUGAGGAAGAAAUGUUAGCUACUAAAAGGAAAAAGAAACCCAAAAAGAAGAGUGAAAACAAGGAGCUAAAACCCAAGAAAAGAAGCAAGAAGGUUAGACGUGAGAUUAUUGAUGAUGAGCCGUGAUCCUGAUGCAUGGAUUGCAUUGUUUUACUUGCGGGGCAAAGGAUCCCCUGAGGCUUCCAAGUCGACUUUUGGAUGGUCCUCAAGCGCCAGUAGGCAGCACAGUUUUGGACACGGCACCAAGAAUGGUUUUAAUGUCUGGAAAGUUUUUUUUUGGGUUUUUGUGUUUGUACCUACUUUUAUGGGGAGUAGGAUAGCUGUUUUAUUUUGUAUGUAGGAAUUGUCCUCUCUACCCACAUCUUUCUUUUUAUUAGAUUUUUCCAUAGAUUCUGGUGAAGCAAAGAAAAGGGGUUAAAGUGAGUUUUUGUGAUUGUUUGAAGACGGUGGAGGUAAGACAUGGUCAAGAUCUAGAGUACCAAAGCAAAAUCAAGGAAACCCUAGGGUGAGUUUGAUUGUAAUACCCUGCUACGUUUCUUUAAAUUAAAAGGGGACAUUACGUUUUA